CAAAUGACUCAAAUGCCCGAACUGGUUGCGAUACUGCAUAGUCUGGUGGGCCUUGCUGCCGUGUUGAUCGGCUAUGCGAGUUUUCUCGACCCGAGUAUUAGUUACACUGGUGUUGAAAAAAGCAUACACGAUAUCGAAAUUUAUAUUGGCAUCGGUAUUGGUGCGAUGACGUUUACCGGGUCGAUUAUAGCCUACGGUAAACUCAGCGGCAUGAUCG
Molecule: messenger RNA, 217 nt
Organism: Priapulus caudatus
Lineage: Eukaryota; Metazoa; Priapulida; Priapulimorpha; Priapulimorphida; Priapulidae
Product: NAD(P) transhydrogenase subunit beta-like
Exons: 1
Source: RefSeq, a predicted model, not a curated record